Molecule: messenger RNA, 1659 nt
Organism: Fonsecaea nubica
Lineage: Eukaryota; Fungi; Ascomycota; Eurotiomycetes; Chaetothyriales; Herpotrichiellaceae
Product: glucose-6-phosphate isomerase
Exons: 2
Coding region: 1-1659 (552 amino acids)
Biological process (GO): gluconeogenesis; glucose 6-phosphate metabolic process; glycolytic process
Cellular component (GO): cytosol
Molecular function (GO): glucose-6-phosphate isomerase activity; monosaccharide binding; carbohydrate derivative binding
Source: RefSeq, a predicted model, not a curated record
AUGCCUGGUUUCGCGCAGGCUACCGACCUCUCCGCAUGGCAAGCGCUGGUUGACCACCACAAUGCGGUGGGCCGCAACAUCGUCCUCAAGGAACAGUUUGAAAAAGAUCCUCAACGCUUCGAGAAGUUUAAGCGAGUCUUCAAGAACUCCGCAGACAAUACUGAGUUGCUCUUUGACUUCUCCAAGAACUUCUUGACCGAAGAGACUCUGGACCUUCUUGUAAAGCUUGCAAAGGAGGCCAAACUUGAAGAAUUGCGAGACGAGAUGUUUGCUGGCGAGAAAAUCAACUUCACCGAGAAGCGAGCUGUUUACCAUGUCGCCCUCCGAAACGUUUCCAACCAGCCUAUGGCAGUGGACGGAAAAAGCGUCGUCGAGGAGACAAAUUCAGUCUUGGACCAUAUGAAGGAGUUUUCAGAGCAGAUCCGCAGCGGCUCAUGGACUGGGUAUACCGGGAAGAAGCUCACUACCAUCAUCAAUAUCGGUAUUGGUGGCUCUGAUCUUGGCCCCGUCAUGGUCUCAGAGGCCCUGAAACCCUACGGAGACAGGAACAUGAAACUCCACUUCGUUUCCAAUAUCGAUGGCACCCACAUUGCUGAGGCUCUCAAGGACUCGGACCCUGAGACCACGCUUUUCCUCAUCGCCUCCAAGACCUUUACGACGGCGGAGACCACUACCAACGCCAACACAGCCAAGAAAUGGUUCUUGCAAAGUGCAAAGGAGUCGGACAUCGCUAAGCAUUUCGUGGCACUGUCCACCAACGCCGAAGAGGUCAGCAAAUUCGGCAUUGAUACCAAGAACAUGUUCGGUUUCGAGAGCUGGGUUGGCGGCAGAUACUCCGUUUGGUCUGCUAUUGGUUUGUCCGUCUGCAUCUACAUUGGCUACGACAACUUCCACCAAUUCCUUGCCGGCGCACACGCCAUGGACCAGCAUUUCAAGACUGCGCCUCUGCACGAGAACAUUCCUGUGAUUGCAGGCCUCCUGAGUGUGUGGUACUCCGACUUCUUCGGCUCUCAGACUCAUCUGGUCGCGCCGUUUGACCAGUACAUGCACCGUUUCCCGGCCUAUUUGCAACAAUUGACCAUGGAGUCCAAUGGCAAGGCUGUCACCCGGAGUGGCGACUACGUCAAGUACACAACCGGCUCCAUCUUUUUCGGCGAACCAGCCACGAAUGCGCAGCACUCCUUCUUCCAGCUUUUGCACCAGGGCACCAAACUCAUUCCCACCGAUUUCAUCAUUGCUGCCCGGUCCCACAACCCAGUGGAAGGAGGCCUCCACCAGCGAAUGUUGGCCUCGAACUUCCUGGCCCAGGCUGAGGCUUUGAUGAUUGGGAAGACACCCGACCAGGUCAAGGCCGAAGGUGCUCCCGAUGAGUUGGUCUCGCACAAGACCUUCCUUGGCAACCGUCCAACUACCAAUAUCCUCGCUGAGAUGAUCACUCCUGGUACUCUCGGUGCCUUGAUUGCUUACUACGAGCACAUGGUUUUCACCGAGGGCGCGAUCUGGAACAUUAACAGCUUUGACCAGUGGGGUGUCGAGUUGGGCAAAGUCCUGGCAAAGAAGAUCCAGAAGGAACUUGAGACUGAGGGCGCUGGAGCUGACCACGACUCGUCGACGGCUGGCUUGCUUGCUGCUUUCAAGGCUAAGAACGGGCUGAAAUGA